Messenger RNA from Annulohypoxylon truncatum, 1349 nucleotides. RefSeq lists its product as uncharacterized. Lineage: Eukaryota; Fungi; Ascomycota; Sordariomycetes; Xylariales; Hypoxylaceae. The transcript is spliced from 3 exons. Gene Ontology annotation, cellular component: fungal-type cell wall. Gene Ontology annotation, biological process: fungal-type cell wall organization. The record is from RefSeq and is a predicted model, not a curated record. The coding region runs from base 157 to 663 and encodes 168 amino acids. Gene Ontology annotation, molecular function: structural constituent of cell wall.
UUCCCUUCCUCACCCACACACAUUCUCUGCAAAUAUCACCCUGACUUUUAGUCAAUUUCAUUCGUUAACAAGCAUACCUAAUUGCUCAACUAAACCUAAUAAUCCUCGACAACUCUAGCUCUCACGAGUCGCCUAAUACCAGACAAAUCAGUCAAAAUGAAGUUCACCAUUGCCGCUGUUGCCCUCGCCGCUGGCGUUUCCGCCUCUUACCCGGCUGCCUCUUACUCGGCUGCUCCUAAUGCCACCGCCUACACUACCGAGGUUGUGACCUCUUACGAGACCUACUGCCCUGGCCCCACCCAGAUCACCUACGGCACCAACACCUACACCGUCACUGAGGCCACCACCCUGACCAUCACUGACUGCCCUUGCACCAUCAGCAAGCCCGUCUUCACGACCUCGUCCGUCGCCUGCACUACUUGCAGCACCAGCGCCCCGGCCUCGCCUGUCUACCCUACCUCGGCCCCGGCUCCCCCGGUCUACCCUAACAGCACCGCUGCCGUCACCACCCCUGCCACCUCUGUCUACCCCACUGGCAGCGUUCCCGGCAGCAGCACCAGCAGCACCCCCAGCACCAUCCCCACCGCUGGUGCUGGCAAGGUCGCCGCUCUCUCCGGCGCUGGCCUUGCUGGUCUGCUCGGCCUUGCUGUUGCCGCCCUAUAAAUCGGCUCCUAGUUUGGCAUUCGCGUCUAUGACCUACGAUUCUCCUUUGUUCGAUAGUACCUAAUCUCUGGGGGAUCGAGAGGAAUGCUUUCGACGCUCAUGACGGGAAAGCAAGCUGGAGUUGUUAAUGGGAUGGCGGGAGUGAUUUUAGAUUCGGACUGUUAGGCGGCUCACGGUGUUCUGCAUCGCACUAUGGAGUAUUAUCACGGCCACGCAUGCAGGAUCUGAUUUUGAUUCUUGUAAUUUCUUGUCUCGGUGUUUCGGGCAAAUAAUCAAUCUCGCCAUGGAGGAUUACGAUGUGUGAGGUCUUCUGGUAGUUGGAAUGGUCGUGGAGGUUUCUUGGACGCUGGAGCAGGUUUUCCUGCCGAUACUCUUUUGGAUGGAGAAUUGCUUCGCUUUCGGGAGCCUUUGACAAAAUCAAACCAUUGCAACCACUUCCGUCCCCGUCACCCAAGAAGUUUUUUCGAUUCGUGCUCCUUGCUCCCCUUAUUGGCUUCUCCUGUACAAAUUCUUUUUCGGGAGUCAAUUGUUAAAUAUUUUUCGCAAGAGUCUACAGUCUUAGCCGGAUGUUUUAUUGGUCUCUGAACAAGUCCCUCGCGUGUUUUACGGAGUCCUUGUUACGAUAGUUCAAUGGCAACGCAGACACGGCUGGGAGAUCAAGUUUUGGUCUGGCGCCUAUAACACUA